This is a messenger RNA of Quercus lobata, 789 nucleotides long. RefSeq lists its product as uncharacterized. Bases 1 to 789 code for a protein of 262 amino acids. The transcript has a single exon. Lineage: Eukaryota; Viridiplantae; Streptophyta; Magnoliopsida; Fagales; Fagaceae. The record is from RefSeq and is a predicted model, not a curated record.
AUGCCACAUAUAUGCAGUUACGACGGAGUCAAGGAUCCUCUAGAUCACCUGAAGACCUUCAAGACAUUGAUGCACCUUCAAGGAAUUGUAGACAAGAUAAUGUGUAGGGCCUUCCCUACAACGCUGAAGGGUGCUGCGAGAAUUUGUUUUAGUCGGUUAACGCCUGGCUCUAUCAGUACUUUCAAGGAGCUGAGCGCUCAGUUCACUUCACACUUCAUUGGAGGACACAGGUACAAGAAGUCAACUGCAUGCCUGAUGAACAUUAAGCAGUGGGAGGAUGAGACGCUGAGGUCCUACAUAACUCGUUUCAACAAGGAGGCCCUCUCAAUUGACCAGGCGGACGACAAGAUACUCGUGGCAGCAUUCACUAAUGGGAUACGAAAGGGUAAGUUCCCAUUUUCUCUGUACAAAAAUGAUCCAAAAACCAUGUCGGAAGUGCUCUACAUGGCUACCAAGUAUAUGAACGCGGAAAACGUAUUGCUGACCCACGAGGAUAAGCCUAGAAAAAGGGAAAGGCAGGAGGACACAAGACAGGAUAGAGGGCGCAAAGUGGCUAGGACUGGAGAACAACAGGAUGAUAGACGCUCCAAACCCCCCAUUAGGAGAUUCACAAGCUUCACUCCGUUAACUACCUCAAUAGAUCAAGUCUUCAUGCAGAUCAAAGACGAAGGAACCCUGACAUUCCCAGGCAAGUUAAAGGGAGAUCCCAGCAAGAGACCAAGGGAUAAGUACUGCCGCUUCCAUCGAGACCACGGGCACGACACAGCUGACUACUAUGAUCUAAAAUAG